GCAGAGUGCUCCAGCACCAUCACCAUUUGGAGUGGGGGGUCUUCGAGCAGCUUCACUGCUUGAACGAGAUCGCCACUGCCAUUAGCCACCCUGAUUGGCAGACGUUACUGAGGAUCGAUGAGCCACCUACACAGAGCUGGUGUGGGAGUUCUACACCACCUUCAGGUACCACUCCAAAGCGGCCCGGGACGCCCACACCGGUGUCACCUUCAGGCUGGGUGGGCACCCGCGGCAGUUGAGCAUUGAUGGGUUGACCUUCGCCCUGUGGAUCCAGUACCACCCCUACUCCCAGCAUGAGGUAGAGAUCCCCCAUCCGAAGGACUGGAACUAGGACGAGUUUGACUGCCGGAUAGCUUGACGCGCCUACGGGAUGGACUACUUCGACGCCGGCCUGACCCACGUCUCCACCCUCAAGCCACAGUGGCACAUCCUGAACCUGCUCAUUACCCGCUCGAUAUUUACCAACGCUACUGGUUCCCACAAGAUCCUGAAGCGGGUGCUAUACGCCAUGUAUUCGAUGGGGGACCCGGAUCAUAUGUUCCAUUUGGGUUCCUUCGUGGCCACCACCUUCUCUCCGUGCCACGGGAAAUCCAACCACCUCUUUUGUGGUCCCCUGAUCACCAGACUGGCGCGCCACUUCGAGAUCGACUUUGAGGGACUCACGGAUGCCACAGCACGGGGCGGGUCCACCCCCCUCAGAUGGGAGGUGCUUCACAACGCGCUUCUACUGGCCUCUGAUGGAGCACGUUCCUGGGUGGAUGGGCUGUCUCUGCCUCCUGAGGAGGAUGCAGAUCUUGAUGAGGAUGAGGAGGACGAGGACUACACCGACGAGGAUGAGGCCGAGGAUGGUGAUGGUGAUGGCGGGGCCAUGGAUGCUGAUGAGCCGGAGCCCCCACUCUCCCUCCAAGGGGAUCUUCAGCCACGAAGGAGAUCCGAGCGAGCCUAGUCUUCCUCCGGUCCUUCUGGUCCGUCGAUGGCUGUUGGUCCGUCGAUGGACUUCUUCACGGAGCUGUUCCACCAGAUGGGGAUUAAGUUUCAGCAGCUCGGGCUCGAGAACCAGCAGCUCAUGGACCAUCAGGUCCAGUUUUACCAGCAGUAUUUGUCCCGCCAGGCCGAGUACCAAUCACGGAUGACGGUUCUGGACGAGCGCCUCGACCGGAUGGAGGCUCAGCUGGGAGUCACCAGUGCUCGGAUCAAGCGGGAGCGGGAUCGUGGCCGCCGGAUGGAGUACCAAGAGCACUUGCUCCAGUCCUGCCACCCGCCACAGGAGCACCACUAGACCACCCAGUGGGACCACUCACCACCCCCGCCACCACCGACAGAUGGGGUUGACGACCUCAUGGACCAGAUCGACUUCAGCGGGCUCGAGUAGGCUGUACUCUUUGCCCGUUUUGUGUUGUUUCUAUUUUGGUUAGGAGUGCAAACUAUCUUUUGUUUUGGUUUAUUUUCUUUUCCUUUGGAUGAUGUACUAUUAGGCUGACAACUGGACCUAACAUAUUGUGGCUGAGUUCCUGUGUUCCCUUUAGCUAUGCCUUUGCACCGACUAGAUCCAUUUCCAGUCCGUUCACUCCGACUGGUCCACCUUCCAAUAAAAUUGUUCCCUUCUCCUUCCCUCUUCUCCAUUGAGGGCAAUGUCGAACUUAAGUGUGUGUGUGUGUGGGGGGGGGGGGGGGGGGGGGGGGGGGGGGGUGUUUCUAUUUUGUCUGCUUAGUGUGCUUGGAGCCUAGUCCACUGUCCAAAUUUCGAUUUGAGGGCUCCAAGUACGUGUUCCUUGCAAUUUGCCUGCUCAGUAUGCUUUGAAUUGACAGUCUCUAUAGUAAUGUGCAACCUAGGGAGGUAGUGUAGCACUAUGGAGGAUGUUGAAGCAUAAGAUUUUUCCUAUCUAGCUCUCUGCUGUGCCGGUUGAUUUUGUGAAUUAAUGGAGUUAAGACCG
Linum trigynum is the source of this 1933-nucleotide messenger RNA. The record is from the annotation of a GenBank genome assembly. NCBI's taxonomy places the organism in Eukaryota, Viridiplantae, Streptophyta, Magnoliopsida, Malpighiales, Linaceae.